Erigeron canadensis is the source of this 405-nucleotide messenger RNA. Its product is annotated as (13S,14R)-1,13-dihydroxy-N-methylcanadine 13-O-acetyltransferase AT1-like. The record is from RefSeq and is a predicted model, not a curated record. Bases 1 to 405 code for a protein of 134 amino acids. NCBI's taxonomy places the organism in Eukaryota, Viridiplantae, Streptophyta, Magnoliopsida, Asterales, Asteraceae. The transcript is spliced from 2 exons.
AUGGUUAAGAGUGGUCAUAACCUGGCGAAUCCCACGAGGGUCGAAGUUGUGACUGCUUUCAUAUGGAAGUGUGCAACCGUCGCUUUAGGUGAUUAUAAGGCCUCGGUGGCUUUUCAUGUCGUGAACUUCAGGAAAAGAAUGGAACCGUCGUUGCAAUAUCAACAAUUUGGGAAUCUUUUUCAAAUGGCUUGUGCAGUAACGCAUGAUCAAACAGCAGGCAUGGCUAAUCUUGUGAGGAAGUUGAGGGAUUGGUUUAAGAAGAUCGUGGUUGGUGUAGAUUUGCAGUUUGAGAGUAAUUUUGGAUGGGGAAAGCCACUUUGGCUAAGCAUGGCAAAUCUUUGUGAUGAAAAUUCAGUCAUUUUUACAGAUUCAAGAUGGAAUGAUGUAAUUGAAGCAUUAUUGUGA